Molecule: messenger RNA, 6990 nt
Organism: Mugil cephalus (flathead mullet)
Lineage: Eukaryota; Metazoa; Chordata; Actinopteri; Mugiliformes; Mugilidae
Gene: skila
Product: SKI-like proto-oncogene a
Exons: 7
Coding region: 160-2496 (778 amino acids)
Biological process (GO): negative regulation of BMP signaling pathway
Cellular component (GO): nucleus
Molecular function (GO): SMAD binding; RNA polymerase II cis-regulatory region sequence-specific DNA binding; DNA-binding transcription factor activity, RNA polymerase II-specific
Source: RefSeq, a predicted model, not a curated record
GCAGUGGAUCACGACAUAGAAAUCUUCGGUAACCAUCAUGCACGUGUCUAACUGCCAGCAGAUUUGUGUCAUUUGAAAAGACGUGAGGAAGAAAAAGAGACUCGGAGGAAUACAGUAACUCGGUCAGCAGACAGAAACGACGUAAUCCAGUGUUUAAAAAUGGCCAGCACCCAGACCAGUUUGAAAACCGCUUUCAAGGACUUGAACUCAUUCAAGGGCAACAUGAAGCGGCUUUAUAGGGAGAGACUCGAAGACGCGCCGAUUAAGAAACGGGUGAUGGCAGAGAUCCACCUGAAGCGGCGCAGCCUGGAUUCCUUCCCCAAAACUCCCAAGGUGAAGAGGGAGCACAUCGAGGAUCUGUGCCACGACUCUGACAUGGAUGUGGAGGGCCGAGCGGAGCUGCACGUGGUGGGCUCUGCUAAGGCCCUGGACCUGAGCCCCGGGCUUAAACACACACUGGCCCAGUUCACCCUCAGCAGCCAGAGCUCCCUCGGGGGCCCAGCUGCCUUCUCGGCCCGCACAGGCCUCGAGCCUUCCCCCGCUGGCAUGCCCCCCCUGCCCUCCCCUCCCGUUUUGGGAGGGGGCCCUCUGCUGGUGCCCUGCGACAGCUCCACUGAACUCACCCACUCGCUGCUGGAAGGGGAGUCCAUCUCCUGCUUCGUCGUUGGGGGUGAGAAGCGACUCUGCCUCCCCCAGGUGCUCAACUCCGUGCUCCGUGACUUCUCUCUGCAGCAGAUCAACACCGUGUGCGACGAGCUCUACGUCUACUGCUCGCGCUGCGACGCCGAGCAGCUGCACAUCCUCAAGGUCCUGGGCAUUCUGCCGUUCAACGCACCUUCCUGUGGCCUCAUUACACUGACGGAUGCGCAGCGGCUGUGCAAUGCUCUGCUGCGUCCCGGGGCGGCCUUGCCUGCCGACCCCAGCGGUAAGCUGUCGGCCCACGGCCUGCUCAAGGAGAGCGAAGCCAGCUUCCAGGUGGAGCACCAGUGUUUGGGGAAAUGCCAGGGUCUCUUUGUGCCCCAAUUCUACACCCAACCCGAGGCGCCCUGCAUCCAGUGUGUCGAGUGCCAGUUGCUCUUUUCGCCACAGAAGUUCGUCAUGCAUUCGCACAAGUCGCCCGAUAAGAGAACCUGCCACUGGGGUUUUGACUCAGCCAAGUGGCCCUGCUACCUGCAGCUCGCCAGGAAGUAUCAGGGGACCCCCGAGGAGCCCAAGCUCAAGCAGAUGCUGGACGAGGUCAAAGAGAAGUUCCACUACCAGCUCAAGAGGUCGCUAGACAAAAAGGCCGUGGAGGAGGAGGAGAGCCAGGUGAGAAGAUCCUCGGUGGAUCUCUGCUCUGCUGGCGACAAGUUGGGUGAUGCCGACCCCGCGAAAAAGGGGAAAACAUCUCCACCUACUCUGAUGUUCAAUCGUCUUUUCUCGGACAUCAAGGAGGAGCCAGGACACCCCACCCUGGUCCAUCCCAGUUUCUACAUGUAUACAUACGAUAAGAUGGUGGCUCCCAACGUGUCGCUGCGGAGGGAGGCGGAGAUGAGCCCCGAGAUGUUCGGAGCGCUGCUCAAACACCACUACAGCCGCAGAGUGCUGGGCCACGACGAGCCACCUAUGGAUCUCCACGCGUCGCCUCCCGUCGCUGCUGGCGCCGAGGAGGCCAAAUCCCAGUGUGCCGCUGCUGCCGCCGCCGCCGCUGCUGCCGCCGCUGCCUCGGCCACCGAGCGGGAAUGCCAAACCCAGGCAGUUUCCAUGGAGACAAGCAGCCCGGUCUGCAAGAAAGCAGCCCACAUCCCGGCCCACUCCUCUCCUCCUCCUCCUCCUCCUCCUCCUCCUCCCGCCCCGUUGUUGUCAUCGGUAACGGAAGUAGCAGCUAAGGACAUGAGCUCCGCCGCGAGCAGCGCCGCUGCAGCGUUGGGGGGGCUGGAGGACGACAAGGACAGGAUUGUUGUGGAGAUCAUGCAGAUGUACGGCAGGCAGCAGGAGAAGCUCAACUCCACCCUCCACAAGCAGCUGCAGCUGGAAAUGGAGCUGGAGGCAUUGCGCGGGGGCGAAGUGGCGAGGCUACGGGAGCUGAGCGCCGAGCAGCGAGAGCUACGCUGCGAGCUGGAGGCGGUGCACAACGAGCAGGCGAGGCAGCUCAGCCAGGCCCGCCAGGAACAGCUGGAACUGGAGGCCCGUCUGGAGCAGCUCCGACAGCAGGCGUGCGCCUGUGAGCCAGGAGCACAGCGCAAGCAGGAGGCCCACUACGCUGCUCAGUUGUCGGAGCUUCGUCACCGGCUGGAGCGAGCGGAGAACGACCGGCAGGAGCUGCAGGAGGAGCUGCGCAGGGAGCGGGAGGCGCGAGAGAAGCUGGAGCGAACCAUCUCCCACCUCAAGCAGCAGAUGGCCCAGUCUGGCACGAUGGGAGGCAGCCCGUCUCCUCCUCUCACCCCUUCCACCGGACCCCCGAACGCCCUCUCCCCGCCCUCCAUCUCAGAGGCCCCGCUGGCCGGCCAAAAGUAACUGCCAUCCCUCCCGGGCCUCUUUCCCCCCCCCCCCCCUCCUCCCUCCCUCCCUCCCUCCCCCUCAUUCCUCUCCACAUCACCCGCCAACUCCACAGACACAAACAAAUCGGCCCUGAAACAGAAAAGGAGCUUCACGUCUCCUCGGGCUGUUUUUACGCCCCCCUCCCUCCCUCCUCCUCCCUCCUCUCCCCCCUUUUAUUUCCGUGUAGGACUGACUUUUGUUUUUUUUGUAAUUUAACAUCACUUAAAAGAAAAAAAAAGGUUUAUGUUAUGUUUUUACUAUUCAUUUUUUUUUAUUAUUAUUAUUUUUGCUUUCCUCUCCUCUUUAAACAGUAUUUAAUGAUUUUUGGGCAUGUAUGUUUGAUUUAAUUUAUAGUUUUUACUGAACAAACAGCUGCUUCACAGACAGGAGAUUGGUCAAAUAAAGACCAGCUCAACCAAUCACUAUUUCCCCCCCUUUUAUGGUCUUCUCCCAUCCCUCCUUCUUCUCACUCUCUCGGCUUCUGGAGCUAAAUCUCUCGGACAUUUUUUUGGACACGCGACGUCUCUUCACGCUACUACUACUACCUGACGCAGCAGCCGGUGCCCCCCCACCCACAAACGUUCACUCCUGUCUUUCUGUACGCGAAGCCCUAAUGAGAACCAGCGACUGCAGGAAACUGCACGGACACUUAAACCCAGUUUUUGUUUGCUCCUUAUGGGAAAAAAAAAAAAAAAAAAAAAAACACACACACACACAAAAAGAAAAGUGUAACAUGUUAAAACAUCGAGUCUUUACGAAGGAGAAGACCUUCACUGUACAAAGAUGUAAAACCUCAUGAAAAUAACGCCGGACUUGAACGUGAGUGUUUUUCGAGUGUGACCCUGGAGCCUAACACAGACUGGUUUCCCCUCUUCGCUCUGCUGGGCAGCACCUGGACUCUCCUGUCGUAGACCAAACAGUCUGUUGGUUGAUCCACCAGCUGCCCGACGUCUCCCCCCCGUCCCUCCCUCCCCCGUCCCCCUCGCUGGAGACCCCACACCUUCCAUCGCUCCACUCUGGCGCCACUACCCUCUGCUGGGAGACUCCUUAACACUGUGGCUUUCACCCACUUUGGGCCAGACAGGAAACACUGUGCUCGAUUCAGACUCGGCUCGAAGAAGCUCUCAUGCAGUGUUAUGCACUUAACACACUCUCCUCCUCCUCCUCCUCAUCCUCCUCCUCCUCCUCCUCGUCCUGAAUCCCCUGGGAAAGGAAUGUGUCUGGACACGGGGGCCGGUUGAGCCGCUGUAGCUGUUCUGAGAAAGAAGAAAGGCUCACGUGUGCGGUAGCUGCACCGUGUCGUCCCGUAACGCAUACGACGUCCUUACAUGUGCGAGCGCAGUGCGGUGCAGUGGAGGCAUUCAGGCAGAACAAUGGCCCCGGCGUUCCCAGCAGACGAUCAAAGCUGCAGUCUGUCCCUGUUUUUCGGGCUUUUUUUUUUUUUACCUUCUUUGUAUCAUUUGACUUCAUUGUGAGCAGACGGUUUUUAUGCCCACCCUGUUUCGUCAGAGCUUUUUAUCGAAAGUAUGUGGGUCGCAGGUGAAAGCGGUUAGUCCGGGUUGGUUUGGGUCCCUGCUUCACUUUAUUCUGCCUGGCUGAACAAACAGCACCGGGCACGUCUGCACACUCUCUCCCCCUCGGCAGGCUGGGUGGCCCGGACGCCAGGGGUACCGAGAGAGCCCUCUCUUUUUUUUUUUCUUUUUUGUUUUGUUUUGUGCCGUCAGAAUGGGGGCAGCUGUUGUUGUCUGGGGCCCUCUGCCUACCCUCGGGUGAGACUGUACAGGAUCUCCCGGCUCCCGACAACCUCCCUCCCUUCCCUCCCUCCAUCCCUCCCUCCUCUCACCCACACAUGCUCAUCCAUCCAUCCCCGGCACCAGAUCAGCUGAGGAGGGGCGUGCACAGUUUUGUAGAUGCCCAGGAGAGCGAGCAGUCGUCCAGCCAGAGGAAGAGAGAGGACUUUUCAUUGUGUCAGUUGCCAGGCAAAAAGCGCUUUUUAUCGCCACUACGAAGAUCCCUGCAAGCGAGUGUGUGCGUGUGUGUAAAUAAUUGUGUUAUUAUUGGGAUCGGCCUCGGCUAAACUCUGAGCUGUUUCUUUUUUCUUUUUUCUUUCUUUCUUUUUCUUUUUUUUUUUUUUAAUGCAUCUGCUAUAAAUGCAAAUUGAUAGACAUUCCACUGUGCUCCAUCCUGUUCGAUGCAGAUUUUCUUACACAGCUUCCCUUUACAAUAACAGACCUUAAAGACAAGGCAGAGUACAGUUGUGGUUUGUUGAUCGACACAGGUGCAGGUGCAGGUGCAGGUGCAAGCCAGAAAAAUCGAACCCAUGCCGCAAAUGUAAACUCUACUGUUGUUCCAUUUAAACCUUUAUUGAAAUUAUAAAAAAGAAAAAUAUUUAACGUAUUAACUAAAGAUUUAUAUUCACUUUGUAAAUACAGUAGUCAUUAAUAUAUUAACUGUUCUUAUAUAAAUAAUCUUAAAAAGGUUAUAUCAUUUGGACCAGAACUAAGGCUUCAGACGGCCUAAAUGCUUUUGCUUUCUUUUCUACACACACACACACACACAUAUAUAUAUUGAUAUAUAUAUAUAUACAUAUAUAUAUACACACACAUAUAUAUGAGUGUGUAUGAUCUUUGCAGAUAUCAGAACUUGACUUUAGUUGGGUGGAUGUGGGGGAGUGAGACGCACGUUUUACCGAGACACGAUGCAAGACAGCGACAAAAUUGGAAAAUAAUACUUUGUUACACACUCCCCCCCUUUUUCUGAACUGAUGCAAUCGUUUUUUGUGGAUUUUGGACUGUUUAACGUGUAAUGUAAGCUUUUUUCCUCUUUGUCAACCCAACCUGGGCUAAAAAAAAAAAAAUUUGUUUAACAAAAUGCAUUUUGGAAAAAAAACAGACAAAAAAAAAAACUAAGAAAAAAGUUUAUUUUUUCCUUUUCUUUUUGUGCAUGUUUUGCUGCCCCCUUUACAUUUUGUGUCACCGGGCCACUUUAUCAAUCUGUUUAUUGUUAUAUAUACAUAAAAAAAAAAGAAAAGAAAGAAAAGUUUCCCUCCACCUAAUGCACAGACUAUUGAGAUGGCUCAUCUGCAUGAAUAUUGAAAUAUUGAACAUGUGCAAGUUUUAUAUGAGUAAUGGUUCAGAGAUUGGCCUCGAUAUAAAGUCAGAUUAUGAAGAAUAUAAACAGUAGCCUGAUUUGAUUUGGAAAGUGUGUGUGUGUGUGUGUGUGUGUGUGUGUGUGUGUGUGUGUGUGUGUGUGUGUGUGUGUGUGUUUGCCUCCCACGUCUGAUUGAAAAGGGAAAGACUCACUCAUGUAGCUCUGGAUUAGUUUUUCUGAUUUAAGAUAUCAUAUAUUAUCCUCGCUGGUGGAAGAUAAUCAGUAUUAGUUUAUAUUCACUUAAUUACCUCUUCAGCAGAACAAAAAACAAAAAAAAAAAACACAACUAAAAUCCGCUUUUAAUCCAACACAUGAGCAGAUGUCUAAUGGAAAGUCUGUCCUUUUUACUUUCUGAGUAGUUUGCAUUUUAUACGCAAGGGGGCGCUGUUUAGCUUCUUUACUUGUACACAACUAUUAAAAAGAAAAAGUACUAAAUAAAUAAUAAUAGGAGAGAACGAUCCCCUUUGUGACACGGCGUGCUGGGCCUUUUUUGCAUUUUGCAGUGUUAUGAGAACUUGAUUUGUACAGAAUUUUUACAGGUGUGAAUUUUGCCCAACCCACUAAAACGAAGGGUACAAGGAGCCGUGUUGUUGUUGUUGUUGUUGUUGUUGUUUUUGUUUCGUUUUUGUUUUGUUUUUUUCUUUUUUCACCACAUGAAACACAUUUGAAUGCGAGGAUUUAUUUACAUAAACAUUUGCCUCCUUGUUUACCUUAUAACUCAAAAGUCCGAGGGGACCUUUGAGGUGUCGCAGGUGACUUGCUUUGUGGUUUUGGGUGUGUAAUUUUCAGCCGGUAAUUAUUCUCGGGAAAGUAGAGCUGCAGCGGUGACGGAUCUCACUGAAUACGUAUGAUUUUAAUUUACACACAUCCUGUUAUAGAUGGGAAAAAAAAUAAAAAAAAUAAUAAUAAUAAUAAUAAAUCUAUGGCUUUUGCUGGAAAAAGAACCUUUUUUCUCUCUCCUCUCGAUGCUGAAACAUGAAACGCAGUGUCCGUGUAUGACCAUUGCAUACUACGUUGCCAAUACUACAGUGUGAUGAGACUUUUGUUCUUGCAUGAAUCGAGACACUGUUCUCCUACCUCAUGUUGUGAUAUAAAAAGAUGUUUUUUAAGCAGAAAGACACUGCAUCUCUAACUGUUUAUCAUCAUUGAUAUUUACUAGUAAAUUACAUACCUGUAAAUGCUUUUAGCUAAUACCUCAGUUGUAUCUAGUGUUUGUUUCUUUCUGUUUUUGCCCCCUGAUUUCAGAUCUUGUAAAUAAUACCCUGUAUAGACAAUGAACUUGGAUCAAAUUCAAGUAAAGUUCUGUAGUGUCAAAAAAAA